Messenger RNA from Rhineura floridana, 4741 nucleotides. RefSeq names its product zinc finger protein 160-like. Gene Ontology annotation, molecular function: RNA polymerase II cis-regulatory region sequence-specific DNA binding; DNA-binding transcription factor activity, RNA polymerase II-specific. Gene Ontology annotation, biological process: regulation of transcription by RNA polymerase II. The coding region runs from base 964 to 3723 and encodes 919 amino acids. Lineage: Eukaryota; Metazoa; Chordata; Lepidosauria; Squamata; Rhineuridae. The transcript is spliced from 6 exons. The record is from RefSeq and is a predicted model, not a curated record.
GGCGGAGGGACCCCUUGAUCUCGACCCCCCAUACCAGCCUCUCCCCUCUGGCGCGUCUUUGCGCGGGGCCGAGCCGUGAUCAGAGGGGGAGAGUCUUCCGGCCGGAGGCGAAGGCCUCGGAAAGUGGGCGCAAAAAGGGGGGGAAGGGAGUGGUGGCGCUUGGGGGGCAGGCGGGAGAUGCUUUUAAAGAAUUAUUAUAAUAGUAGGAAGAAAAUCGGGAGCGGAGAAAAUGCCUCCGCAGAGCAGAGCUGGUGGAUCCCAAUUCCUGUGGGGCGCAAACCGGUGGUCUUCCCUGGCACUGCUGGGAACAGGAGGCUGCCCCUGGUGAAUCUUUGAUCUGCUCCCGCAAGGCAGCUCCUUAGCUGUCAGAGGAGUGGAACCUCCAUGUGUAGAGGUAGUAUACCAGAGAACAAACGAUGCAGAAUAAUGUUACUUACAUUUUAAAUUAAUUAAAUACAUGUCUAAAUAAAUGGGGGGGGAGGUAUAAUUUAGCUUGAAAUGCGUUACACAUAACUGAGCUCCAUAAAUUGUCACUAACCUGCAAAUUAGUUGACCAGCAUCUCUGUACUUGUGUGAGAGGACUUCGAAAUAGUUGGGGCUGUUUAACUUAGAAGCCAAGGAAUGGGAGAGAGAUGAUAAAGGGGUGUAAAGUUAAGAGACAGCAGAUGGAGAAGUUUUCCUCCUUCCCUCAUAAUGCUUGAACCCAGGGCCAUCCCAGGAAGCUGAACGGGGGUGGGGGUGGGAAUUCAGCGCAUGCUAAAAAGAUGGAAGUCACCACCGCAACGUGGACGGAAGGCCAGGACUUGGACAGCUCCAAAUAGGGAUUAAAAUAUCUAUCUCAGGUACUUUUCAAGUGGACCUCACAAAGACUUCGUAGUACCCCAAAUAAGGACAGCAUUUGGCAGAUGUGAGAGAAGUCUCUUGGGCCCUGUUGGAGGCUUCCUGGGAGCACAGAAAUCAAAGAUGGAAAAGCAAGAUUCAGUUGCCCCUGAAGCAGGAAGAAGUCCAUAUAUCAUCCAUGCUGAGAGCCCUGGGGUAUUCUGGGAAAGAACCAGGCAGGUGAUCCUGGGUGAGGAGAACACCCUUAGCUCAGAUGUACAGUGCCUGCGUUUCAGACAGUUCUACUACCAAGAGGUCAACUGGCCCCGAGACAUUUGCAACCAACUCCACCACCUUUGCUGUGAGUGGCUGAAGCCAGAGCGCCACACAAAGAAUGAGAUCUUGGACCUGGUGAUCCUGGAGAAAUUCCUGGCUGUCCUUCCACCGGAGAUGGAGAACUGGGUGAGGGAAUGUGGAGCGGAGACCACUUCCCAGGCAGUGGCCCUGGCAGAAGGUUUCCUCCUAAGCCGGGCAGAGGACAAGAAGCAGGCAGAGCAGCAGGUCAAGGGUCUGUUUGCAGAAGUGGCCACUGAUUUCCUUGAAUCACAGGAGGCUCCAUCGGACGCCAGAGAGUGUUCCCUGCAGAGCGGGAACAUUCAGGAGAGUGAGAGACUUGCCAGUUCACUCGGUGAUCAAAUGAGGCCAGCAAGACCUCCUCAACCAUCUCUUUUUUGUGGUGGUGGUGAAGAAGCAGCUGCUGUGGAGAAGGGUCCCAUGUCCUUUGAGGAGGUGGCUGUGUGUUUCACCGAGGAGGAGUGGGCUUUGCUGGAUCCCCACCAGAGGGCGCUGCACAGGGAAGUCAUGGAGGAGAAUUGUCAGAUUCUCACCUCUCUUGGUUAUGAAUGGGAAGCCGAGAAUCAGGGAGAACGACACAGGGUGUUCCCUGAAAGAGCCACAUGUAUUAAGGGGGAGCAACAGAGAAGGAGAACUGUAGAAGAAGAGAAAAGGAGGAAUAAACCCCCUACUCCUCAGGGCAGUGACUGCCAACAAAUCCUGGUCCAAGAAAAAAUGGAAAAAAGGAAAGAAACUAAUACAAAGUUCACUACACAUCAAAGAACUCAAACAGUGGAGAAACCAUAUAAAUGCUUAGAGUGCGGAAAGAGCUUCCGUCAGAAGGCAGACCUCACUCCUCAUCAAAGAAUACACACAGGAGAGAAACCAUAUAUAUGCUCUGAAUGUGGAAAGAGCUUCCGUCAGCAGGGACAUCUCACUUCUCAUCAAAGUAUUCACACUGGGGAUAAACCAUUUAAAUGCCUGGAGUGUGGAAAGAACUUCACACGUAAAGAUAGUCUCACUACUCAUCAAAUUAUUCACACAGGGGAUAAACCAUUUAAAUGUUUGGAGUGUGGAAAGAGCUUCUUUUGGAAGGCAGACCUCACUAUUCAUCAAAGAAUUCACACAGGGGAGAAACCAUAUAAAUGCUCUGAAUGUGGAAAGAGCUUCAUUAGAAAGUCUCAUCUCACUGCUCAUCAAACAAUACACACAGGAGAGGAACCAUUUAAAUGCUUGGAGUGUGGAAAGAGCUUCUGUCUGAAGACAAAUCUCACUAUUCAUCAAAGAAUUCACACAGGGGAGAAACGAUUUAAAUGCUUGGCAUGUGGAAAGAGCUUCUUUUGGAAGGCAGACCUCAGUAUUCAUCUAAGAAUUCACACAGGGGAGAAACCAUUUAAAUGCUCUGAAUGUGGAAGGAGCUUUAUUAGAAAGUCUCAUCUCACUUCUCAUCAAACAAGACACACAGGGGAGAAACCAUUUAAAUGCUUGGAGUGUGGAAAGAGCUUCACAUGUAAGGGUAGUCUCACUACUCAUCAAAGAAUUCAUACAGGAGAUAAACCAUUUAAAUGUCUGGAGUGUGGAAAGAGUUUCUUUUGGAAGAUAGAGCUCACUACUCAUCAAAGAAUUCACAGAGGGGAGAAACCAUAUAAAUGCUCUGAAUGUGGAAAGAGCUUCAUUAUAAAGUCUCAUCUCAAUUCUCAUCAAACAAGACACACAGGGGAGAAACCAUUUAAAUGCUUGGAGUGUGGAAAGAGCUUCUGUCUGAAGACAAAUCUCACAUUUCAUCAAAGAAUUCACACAGGGGAUAAACUAUUUAAAUGUUUGGAGUGUGGAAAGAGCUUCUUUUGGAAGACAGACCUCACUACGCAUCAAAGAAUUCACACAGGCGAGAAACCAUAUAAAUGCUCUGAAUGUGGAAAGAGCUUCUGUCAGAAAACAGACCUCGCUCCUCAUCAAAGAAUACACACAGGAGAGAAACCAUAUAAAUGCUCUGAAUGUGGAAAGAGCUUCCGUCAGCAGGCACACCUCACUACUCAUCAAAGAAUUCACACAGGGGAGAAACCAUUUAAAUGCUUGGAGUGUGGAAAGAGCUUCACACGUAAGGGUAGUCUCACUACUCAUCAAAGAAUUCACACAGGGGAUAAACCAUUUAAAUGUUUGGAGUGUGGAAAGAGCUUCUUUUGGAAGACUGACCUCACUACUCAUCAAAGAAUUCACACAGGGGAGAAACCAUAUAAAUGCUCUGAUUGUGGAAAGACCUUCCGUCAGAAGACACAUCUCACUUCUCAUCAAACAAUACACACAGCAGAGGAGCCAUUUAAAUGCUUGGAGUGUGGAAAGAGCUUCUGCCUGAAUAAAAACCUCAGGUUUCAUCAAAGAAUUCACACAGGGGAGAAACCAUAUAAAUGCUCUGAAUGUGGAAAGACCUUCCGUCAGAAGACACAUCUCACUUCUCAUCAAAGAAUUCACACAGGGGAGAAACCAUACAGUUGUUUGGAGUGUGGAAAGAGCUUCACACAGAAGAUGAGUCUCAUUUCGCAUCAGUGUAUUCACAUGGGAGAAACCAUUUAAAUGCUUGAAGUGUGGAAAAUUUUUUUAUCAGAAGGUAUAUUUCAUUUUGCAUGAAAGAAUUCAUACAGAGGAGCAACCAUAGAAAUGCAUACAGUUCUUAUCGAUGAAUUCACAAGGGAGAAACUGAAUAAAUGCUUGCCAAUUGGACACACCACGUUUCUCAUCAAAAAUGCCACGCUUAUGAAAAGUUAUAGAGGAGGGACAGUAUAGAAGAGGGUUGAAUAUGAAAUAUGAUUCUGUUACUAUUUAACCCUCAUUUCAGAUUGGAGAUGGGGUGGUGGGGGAUGUGGCCUGGAUGAUGGCACAUGGCUUGUCCGGGGAUCUGAGAACCAGAUGGUGAGGGCUUGAAACCCACAUUCAUCUCCCAAGCCUAGGGUUCCUCAAACCUGCUAUAGAUACAGAUUAACACAUACCACUCCACCACAUCCACUCCGAGAAAGCCCAUGCCCAUGAAAAAAAUUGAAGAUUUUAUUAUCUUCUCAAUGGGCGUAAAUAAAGGGGUCUAUCACAAGGGGUUUCUAAGAGCCUUGGUUAGACCUGAGUGGAAUAGUAGAAUUCACCCCCACAAUGAGGUUUGUAAGAGUUUUCCAUUGCAAUACUGCAUCCUGUUUUGCUCUGAGGAGGCUGGAAUUGAGAAGUAUAGCAUCACAUUGGAGUAUGUGCAUGUGUGUGUAAGCCUAAAAUGCAAAAUAUAUUCAGCCUCAGAGUUUUGACAUAGAUUAAUAUCUGAUUAGGUAGGAGGGCAUGGGUUUUGGAAGUGUAUAAAGGACUGUGCACACCAGGAAAUUAUGUUGCUCCCUGACCAUAGAGACAACUGUGUUGUCUCAGCCUAACUCUUAGGCCCAGAAGCCUGGGCAUUGCUUUUGGGGAAAGGGGUGUGUUCCUCUGCUAAGUUCUUCUGCUGGCAGAGUAUCAAGGAUUACCUCAGUGCUUGCAAGAAUCCAUUUUUGGUAGCUUUGCUGUCUGAAAGUGAGUGUGUGUGUAUGCUUGCAUUUUCUCUUUUCCACUUUUAAUAAAG